AUGUGCGUAGCUGACCAUUGACAAGCGAGAUUUGAUAGCCCUUCCUGGAAUUUCGCGAUGGAAGAGCUUAAGGAGCUUGUGAAGCCAUAUCACUUCCAUUUUGACUUCCUGCACCCAGAGAACUCGGCUUUGAGGUUGCCAUGGGAGGGCCAAGAGAAGCCCAAAGUGGCCAAAGAUCCCCUUGCCGGCCGCGGCGAGAAAGGCGUGUCAAAACCUCAAGGCCUCGCUAGAGGAUUCCUUCUCGACUCGGGCUCCACCAAGGAAGCUCCAGCCGGCUCAUCGCCAGCGCCAGCUGCGGCUUCAAAGGUGAAGAAGGUGGCUGCGCGCCACGGGACAUGCAACUCGCUUGAAAAAGAGCUCAUGGUCAACCUCUUGGUGUUUGCUUUUGAGGAAGCUAUUCGAGUUCUCCAUGAGGAAGACGAUCGAAGUGGCAGAACAGUGGAGUUUGGUGAUGCCUUUCACAUCGUUGAAAACAGAGUCCAAGGAAUUGGUUCAGGUGAUGACGGAGCUCCGGGUGUUGAAGAGCAUGGCCAGGUGUGGAAGGCCACCAAAAGGAGCGCCUGGCCAAUUCAGCAGCGGAGCUGGAGUUGCUUACUGUGCAUCAAUGGUCAUGGGGUUGCACGCGAUGAUGCACAAGCCGUGGUCUGGAUGCGACCUGCAGCAGAGCAGCUGGAGGCCAUGCAGAAGUUGGGCUGCAGAGGGCGAGGUGCUGCCAUCACUUCCGGGACAUCCAUUUCAAGCAAAGACCGAUAUCAUUUCCCUAUUUGGGCGCGCCCACCCCCCGCUGAAACUUUUGUUGGAUCUCCGUUAAAGUAUCAUUAUUUCCUAGGAUCUUUUGGUCAAGAUUGAAAGCCCCAGAAAGAAGUAACGUGGCGAAUUCAGGAGGGCUCUUGCAGAGCGGGACAAAUUUAUUGAACUUGUGGAUGAGCCAAGGAUGCUUGUAACCUUCAAAGCGAUGUGUAACAUGUAUUUCAGCUCAACCGAAGCCAAGCAGCUAGUAUGUCACAAUGUAUUUUGAAUCAAUCAACGAAUUUGCACUUUUAUAGGUGCCUCACUCUGAGCUGCCCGUCAGCUGCGGCUUCUGCAGCUUGUGGAUGCUUGUGGCGCAGACAAAAAUGGACUAUGGAGAGCCCAAAAACUGAAAUUUGCAAGAAAUGUACAUUAGAAAUUAG
Molecule: messenger RNA, 1172 nt
Organism: Durusdinium trenchii
Lineage: Eukaryota; Dinophyceae; Suessiales; Symbiodiniaceae
Source: the annotation of a GenBank genome assembly